UCCAAGCGGGCAAAAAAUUGCAACAGAAAUGGCUAUGAAAAACCCUGGAAACCCGCUAAUAAUUAUAGCAGAAGGCCUCUCGCAGAAAUGUCAAACAGUUCAUCCGACGAAGAAGAAGAAACAGAAGAAGUUUUACCAGAAUGGGUAGAGGUUCCAGCCCACUGCGCUCUACAGGGCGCCAAAGUGAUUAUCACCACACCAACGCAGUGGUGGACUAUAUGGCAGACUUUUUAGGCAGAAGAAAGCUUUUUGAUGACCUGAAGCGCCUACUUAAGGAAAUGUCUGCGAGUGGAUCAAAUCUUGUGACCUCCCGGACUGCCUCCAUUGCGGUAAGGUUUUUGGGUAGGGCUGGCAGAAUUCAAGAGGCUUUGUGGGUGUUUGACGAAAUGGAGAAAGAGUUUAAUUGUAGGCCUGAUAAUUUGGUUUUUAACAAUGUGCUUUAUGUUCUGUGCAAAUGUAGUGCUGUGGAGGAAGGGCAUUUGGUUGCUUGUGUAGAAAAGGGUUUGUUGGUUUUGAGAAAAAUGGAAUGCCCGGAUAGUUUUUCUUACAGUAAUGUGAUUAUCGGUUUGUGUAAAAUUGGUAGAGUAGAGCAGGCAUUGGGAAUUUUUGAGGAGAUGUGUCGCAAUGGUAUUAGGCCUACAAGAAGUGCUGUCAAUAUACUCAUUGGAAACUUAUGUGACGCAAAUAAGAAAAACCCUUUUAUUCAGAAUGUGAAAGUUUUGGGUUCAUUGGAUAUUUUGGUGCCCAAUCUCUCCAAUAAAAAUCAUCUGGAGUCAGCAAAGGGGGUGUUUUCAAAGGUUGGAGAAUUAGGUCUUUUUCCUAGUGCUUUUGUUGUAAAAAUGCUCAUUGACGAGGUUACCAGUUGUGGGAAAGUAGAAGAGGCCUUGAAAAUUUUUAACUUGGUGUUGGACCGAGGACUGAGACAAGAUGAGGAAACUCAUCACAUAAUCCUGCAGGCAUUAGUGAAUGUUGGAAGAAUUGAGGAGGCUCAUCGAAUAUUUUCUAAGAUGAUAGCUGAGGGUCUAAAGCCUAAAUUUUUUACAUAUAACUUAGUAAUCAGUGCUCUUUGCAAAGGUGGGUAUCUGAAGGAUGCGGAGGAAUACUUUUAUUUGAUGAAGAAGAAACAAAUCCCUCCAAACAAUGUGAUAUAUACAGCAUUGAUCCAUGGGCAUUGUAAGGCUGAUAAUUGGCAAGCAGCCGUUGCUUGGAUGGAUGAGCUUUUGGGAUUGGGGUGGUGUCCUCAUUCUCCUACCGUUGCUCUUGUUGACAGUCUUCUGAGAAAAACAAAGAAACAUGACAUAGCCGAUAAACUGUGGCAGAAAAUUGAGUGCCUCCGCAUACAUAAGGAUUGUAAGUCUGGCAAAUGGGAGGCAGCUUACCGGAAUGUCAAUAAAAUGCUAGAAAGAGGGUUUUCUCCUCAAGUUUACACUCUUGAUCUUGUUGAUCGCACUCUCCGGAAAGCAGCCAAAUGGGAAAUGGCUCAAGAACUGCUUCAGAAAGCAGAGCGAAUAAUGGCUGAGUGAAACACUGCAAUUUCAGUGUCCCUCAAUUAAUUAAAGGCCUUGCUUUCCAUUAUUGUAGACAUCCAUCCAUGUUAUGUCAUUUCUAUAGAUCUCUAAACUGUGCCUCUGAACGCUAACCGCUACACUUCAAUCACUAGAUAAUAUCUAUUUUGUUAAUUAAAUUUCUUUCUGAGUCAACAAAGGGGGUAUUCUAAAGGUUGGAGUCAUAGGCAUGUUUCCUGGUGCUUUUGGUGUGAAAAUGCUCGUUGAUGAGGUCACUGGUUGUGGGAAAUUGGAAGAGGCCUUUAAAUUUUUUAACGUGAUGUCAGAUCAAGGGUUGAGACAGGACGGGGAAACUUAUCAAAUAAUUCAACAGGAAUCAUUGAAUGUGUUAAGAAUUGAGGUGGCCUGGUAAUAUUUUCAAAGAUGAUAGCGGAGUGUCAGAAGCCCUAAAUUUUUUCAUAUAAUUUGGUAAUCAGUGCUCUUUGUAAGGCUAGGCAUUCAAAGAUUGCAGAUGGCUUUUUUUAUGUGAUGAAGAAGAAACAAAUCCCGCCAAAUAAAUACUGCACUGGUCCAUGGGCAUUGUAAGGCUAUAUUGGCAAGCAGCUGCUGCUUGCAUGGAUGAAUCUUCAGGAUUGGGGUGGUGUUCUCACUCUCCCACUGUUGAACUUGCUGACAGCCUUCUAAAGAAAACAGAGAAGCGUGUCAUAGCUGAUAAGCUGUGGCAGAAAAUGUAAUGUCUCCACAAACAUAAGGAUUGUAAGCCCGGCGAAUUGGAGGCAACGUACUGGAAAAUCAGUAAAAUGCUAGGAGGGUUUUUCCCUCAAGUUUACUAUCUCGAUCUUGUUGACCAUGCUCUCUGGAAAUCAAUCAAAUGGAUAAUGGCUCAAGAAUCGCUUCACAAAGUAGAGCAAAUAGUGACUGAGUGAAACAAUGCAAUUUCAAGACCCCUGGAUUAAGGGCUUUGCUUUCCACUGUUACAGACAUCUGUCCAUGUUAUGUCAUUUCAUAUAACUUCAUAAAAACUGUGGUCCUGAACACUUAUUGCUACUCUUUUAACCACGAUAUCAAAACCUGUUUUGUUAAUUAAAUAUCUUUGUUAAACAUUUAAUAGGGUAGAUGGUUAGGAUGCUUUCUAUUGUUAAUAUUGAGCAGCCAUUUUGGAUAGCCAUCGAGACAAAAGGCUGGAAUAGCAUUGAAUAUUUUUUCAGCAGAUCUGAAGGUCCACUAAGUGAGGUUCAUUUUCCUUCCUAAGCAAAUAUUGAGCUUAGAAAACCUGAGUUAGGCUUAUGUAGUUGCAGCUUGUGUGACCAUAAUGCACAUAUCAAAGAAUCUUAGAUAAUUUCAAUAAACAUGAUCGAAUCAAAACAUGCUUUGACUUUUUUUCAUGAUUAGAGUUUAGUAUCAUGGGAUUGUAAUGUGAAGUGAACAAGAAACAGGGUGCUCUUUGAAAACUUUCAAAUUAAGUGUUUCUCAGUGCCAUUUAAGAUCUCAUUUCCAAUAUUAGCAUGAAAAUUCAGUUGGACCCAUCAAUUUAAAUGGUUUUCCAAAAGCAGUGCUUUUAAGUUUGUUUCAAAGAACUUUUACCAUGUGUAUGUUUAUAGAUCAGACUUACAAGUACAUGAAAGUGGAGGAAGUAUUGACAAAAUCUUGAACCUUACUGUUGAUGAAAUGGAUUUAUCAAUAUUGUGCAUGGGCACAUGGUGUUGGUGAGUUGCACAUUGGAUGUUGAUGUGUUGGUUGAGUUGGCCAUUGGUGAAGGGACUGUUUUGACAUGCAAGGAUGAGGCCCCCCAGUUUGUGGCCUCACCAGCUGGGGCAGUUAAUCCCAUUUUACCAAUUAAAAAAAAAUUAUUUAUCAAUAUCACAGGACCUUGAGCUGGUUUACAAAGUGGGCACAACACAGGGAUCUAUGGCAGGUUUUAGACGAUCUCUGUAUGUUUGAAACUGAGCGAUCUCAUGUAUAAUUUCUUUUUUGGUGCGCUUUGUAGACCUUUGAAUUUCAGAGAUGCAGAUAACUGAGGCAAGAGGAUGAAGGAAACAGUUUCACAUUCUUUAGAAUAUUUAAUGCACUUCUCUAUUUUUCACGUUUAUUUAAGGUUGGGUUUAUUCCUCAACAUGGUCAAUGGGUUGAAAACUGGGUUACAAAAGCUCGAACAAGAAAAAGAUAAAUUGAACUAUUGUUGGUUUCCUCUAGGUGCUUGCACACCAAAUCGAUAUCUGGUCUGAUUCUGAGAACCAUAUAGUUUCUCAAGUUCUGAACAACGAUAGUAAUGGAUAAUAAUGUCUAAAUCAGAUUAUAGGCUGUCAGCAUCCAUUCUGGAUGAAUUUUUAGGAUUGGUGUCAUCUCUUCAAUCUCUGAUUUAGUUCACUUGAUAGCUUUCCCGAAUAAGGCAAUGUUGCAGAUAUUGCAUCACUUUAUAUGCAGAAUGGAUACUGAAAGCAGGCACAUGGAAGCAAGGUAAUCAGGAACUAGAUAGAAUGUUGUGAAGAGUACUCCAGAAAGAAGGAAAGAAAAUUACGCUUAUCAACUAGCUAUAGUUGGAAGAAACCUUUCCAGAAAGCAGGAAAGAAAAUCAUGCUUAUAAUCUAGCUAUAGUUGGAAGAAACCUUUUCAGAAAGCAGGAAAGAAUGUCAUUUAUGAAUUACCAUAGGAAACAGGCAGAAUAUUGUGUCGUUCUCCCCCAGUCAAGCCUUUGAACCUUUCGAUCUCACUCCAGCAUUUGACCAAGCAAGCUGCCUGCAUGCAGAGAAAGCUUAACACAGAAAGCGGGAAGUUGAGAGGACAUACUUUGGGAACUACUCUGGGACAUAGCUGGUGGUUAUAGAGUUUAAGGACAUUCAUUCACCAUUUGAGUAUCAAGGGCUUCCAUUGUGAGUGAAUUUGAAUUUACAUUAAUAGAACUGAACUGUUAAGAACU
This is a messenger RNA of Cryptomeria japonica (Japanese cedar), 4422 nucleotides long. Its product is annotated as pentatricopeptide repeat-containing protein At5g18390, mitochondrial. Gene Ontology annotation, molecular function: protein binding. Bases 141 to 1523 code for a protein of 460 amino acids. Lineage: Eukaryota; Viridiplantae; Streptophyta; Pinopsida; Cupressales; Cupressaceae. The record is from RefSeq and is a predicted model, not a curated record. The transcript is spliced from 2 exons.